UUUGAAGCUUAAUCGUCGCGACCGAGAAAGAGAGAACUCAUUUGUAUCUUCCCCGGAGAAAAAAAAAAACACAGCCAUGGCUUCACCGUCAGAUCCCACCGAUUCCUCUCGAGAUCCAGCUACAGACCCAGAAACUCUUCCCCCGAACCCUAUUCAAACCCAGAAACCCACCGUAGAGCAAGGAAGUGAAACCCUAAAUCUCGAAUCAACGCAGAGAGAUCUCGAGGCCUCCGACGCCAUAGAUCAGCAACCAGAUCCAUCGAUCGAAGAGGACGAAACUGACGCAGCACAAGCCGUAACCUCCUCUAAUUACCGCCGCGGAGGUGGGCCGAAGAAGAAGAAAGGGUUUCUCAAGAAACGUAAGCAGCAAGAGAAGUCAAGGGAGAAGCUUGAGAUACUCUUGAAAACCCUAAAGCCCAUUCCUUUCGCCCCGGCUAAAGCCCUAGACUUCUCUCGCCACGAGAAGCUGUUGAAGACGUUAGGGAUCUGGGAGUUUCUUCACUUGGAGUUCGACCAAAACAUCCGUCAGGAUCUGGUUGCGAACCUUGUUGCUUAUUAUAGUCCUGAGAGCAGGUGUAGCUAUGUGAAUGGCUCUAGGGUUAACGUGACCCGUGCUGAUUUGGCUCGAGCUUUGAAGCUGCCUAAGAAGAAAGACAUUGUGGUUGCUGAGGAGGAGAGGGAGGUUUUGGAGAGGGAUGAGUCAGCUAAGUUUGUAGAUGAGAUUCUGGAGACUUGGGUGCUACUGCAUACUGAUGAUAUGUGGAUUAUGCCUGUAGAGGUGGUUGAAUGGGGAAGGGAUGUAAAGGAGAAGAAGUUGGAGAAGCUUGAUUGGGCUGCAUUGCUCUGGUUCAUGGUUGAGAAAGAACUGAAAGCUGGUCCUGAGCUCGGUGAUUGUUUCUUUGCUUCUCAUCUGCAGCUGUUGAUCAGAAGCCAGAAAGAAGAUUUACUUAGGGAAGAAUCUAAUGAUGAUGAGGAUGAUGAUGUUAAGGAGGUUGAUGUUAUGGUAAAGUCUCCAAAGGAAGAUUGUUUGGAUGUUAAGGAGGAGGAUGCUGAUGUUAAGGAGGUUGAUGUUAUGGUGAAGUCUCCAAAGGAAGAUUGUUUGGAGGUUAAGGAGGAGGAAGAUGUUGGUGCUGCAGAUUCAGGAAGAGAUAAUUGUGCCACUGAUGCCACUGAAUUAAAGGAAGAAGAAACUUAUGUGGAAGAACAUAUGAUUGAACUGAAUCUCGGGCAAGAGACUGUGUCUGAAAUGGUCGCUGAGGAGCAGGAGCAAGGCCCUGUUGAGGAACAGCCAAUGGAUGUUGAGGAAGAUAAGAAGGAAGAGGUUGAAAAGUGGUCGUGGAAUGAAGACUCUCAUGCUGGUACUUCCCAUUUCCUUCGCCACUGCGAUCUUAGUAUCGCUACAGAAGGAGACGAAGAGAACAACAUAGAAGGGCCCAUGGAAAUGGGAGAAGACGAACAGAUUGAAGAUCUUGAGGAAGAGGAAACGGAGGAAGAUAAAGAAAGGAAUGAAGGAGGGUUUCCCUUUUUUCCAAAUGGAGACCCCCUUCAUGGAGAUGGCAUGUUAGGAGAUGUAUCUCCCUUACGUUUUUCCUCUGGGUUACAGAUGCACGGCAACUCAACCGGUGGUCAUUUCCUUGCUUCUAGGGUUGACAUGCAUAUGGCUAUGGGCUCAGGUAGUAACACCAACAACAAGAGGCAGAUUGAUCAUGAGAAUGAUAUGUCCUAUCACAACCCUGACGGUAAGAGGAUGAGGACUGAAGAGCCGUCUUGGAAUGAAAAGCCGCAACCAGUUGAGGUAUGCGUGGAUCAGAUUCUGCUGUGGGCUGAGAAAGCUAGGAUGUCAUGUGCUCAAAAGGAUCGGGAGCGUGCGCAAUCUGCGAUGAACCAGGAGUAUCUGAUGAGCGAGCUGCAAAGGAAAGAUGAAAUGAUUCAUGAUCUUGAAAGAAGCAAGUAUGAGGAGCAACAGAGAAAAGAUUUAAUGAUCUAUAGGCUUGAGAGUGAGCUUCGGAUGAUGACAAGUGUAUUAGAAGGAUACAGGAAGGCUCUGAAAGAAACCAAAAAGGCAUCAGCUGAGCACAGGAAGCGUUGCCCUUUGCGUGAUGAUAAACCUGUCUACAAGGAUGUUAAGGGCUCUGGAGGUUUAGUUCUGAGCGUUGCUGAAAUUGAGAAGCUGAGAUUGAAGCGAGAAGGGGAAGACAGGAUGACACGAGCUCGAAUAGAGAGACAGAUCGAGGAGUUUGGAAGUGAAUGGUUUAAAGUGUUUCAAGAGCAAAUGGAUGCUGUGGAGUCGCUAAACGAGAGAUUGAUCGUGGUUGAAAAUGAAGUGAAGAUCUGUAGAGAAACACUUUCGGAAAGUAAGAACGAUGAGCCUUCUGAAGCUGUUGCUGCUGCUGCUACAGAAGAGACAUGAUGAGAUGCUGUUAAGGUUUAUGCAAAUCAGUGAAGCUUUUGAAGAUCAGAUAUUAUUUUGCUUCGUUUUGUAUGAUGUAGACGAUGUUGAUUGAAUCUCUUUAAUCUCGUUCUAGGAAAUGUAAUCAACGGUUGUGAUCAGUUCCAGUCUUAAUUAGCACUAUAUUGUAUCAACAUUUAGUCAUCUUUGAGACUUGUUAAGCUAGUGUUAAACAACUUCAAAUC
Brassica oleracea var. oleracea is the source of this 2634-nucleotide messenger RNA. RefSeq lists its product as uncharacterized. Lineage: Eukaryota; Viridiplantae; Streptophyta; Magnoliopsida; Brassicales; Brassicaceae. Bases 77 to 2410 code for a protein of 777 amino acids. The record is from RefSeq and is a predicted model, not a curated record. The transcript is spliced from 2 exons.